Molecule: messenger RNA, 1720 nt
Organism: Drosophila sulfurigaster albostrigata
Lineage: Eukaryota; Metazoa; Arthropoda; Insecta; Diptera; Drosophilidae
Product: superkiller complex protein 8-like
Exons: 2
Coding region: 77-1081 (334 amino acids)
Cellular component (GO): Cdc73/Paf1 complex
Molecular function (GO): protein binding
Source: RefSeq, a predicted model, not a curated record
GUCUUAAAGGCAAACACAUACACAAUCAAUAAAUACAGAAGGAGAGAGUUAGUUAUUCAAUGACAAGGAAAAUAAUAUGGAAAUAAACGAAAAGUUAAGAGAUACAACCUAUGAUCAGAAAUGGUGGUGUUGCGCCUGGGGUCUACUUAAACCGGAGCAUAACGAAUCCGCUGUUGAAGAAGGCGAAAGAUCCCCGUCGACUGGCAGGCGAAAUGCCAAAGAAUUCAUUAUUACCGGCGGCGUCGAACCGCAAGUGAGAAUUGUGCAUUUAUCGCCCACAGAGGAUCAUGUGUUCCCCUAUGAAUACACUUUGCCCUUGCCUCGCACGGGUGUUCAUUGUGUGGCCGUCAGUCCGGACAGCAGUUGCAUUGCUGCCAUCGCUAUGGAUGGCAAUCUAAUGUUGCUGGAUAUCAACACUGGCGUACGUUUGCCCAGUGUCAGUCACUGUUUGGUCAGCAAUUUCUGGUCCACGGCUUUUGGGGCUGAGAGCAAUGAGGCUGUCUACGCUGGUUCCGGCAAUGGACGUAUCUUUAAGUAUGACACCGCGAAGGGGAAAUUGUUGCACAGCUACGACACGGAACGUUGUGAGAAAAUCCUUGGUUUGGCCAUCAGCGGAGAUGAACGUUUGUUGGGUGCCACCGAUUAUGCCGGUAGAUUCUCGUUGAUCGAUGGUGCCACUGGUCAGAUAUUGCGGCGUCGCAAUUUUAAGCAUCCUCUACGUAAAUUGGUCUUUCAACCGAAUAUGAAACGUGCUUUGGCCGCCUGCGAUGACAAGACCGUAAAGCUCAUUGAUUUGCCCAGUGGGAUGAUGUUCCAUGAUCUGAAGGGACACGAUUCGUCUGUGAUGUCGGUGGCCACCUCGCCGGAUGGUCGACUUAUUGUAAGUGGUGCCCGCGAUGGCACCAUCAAGUUGUGGGACACUCGCAACACCAAGAACACGCUGUCCUUUCUGUCGGAUAAUAACACGAAUCUGUGGGAUGUGGCCUUCAAUAGGCACAGCAACAAGAUCGGGUUUGUGGGCAACGGCAAGGGACUGAAUGUCUACUAUUGCCUCGGUGGAAUGCGAUUGAUGUUAGUGUAAAAGACAUGUGUUUUUAAAGUUUCAUUACUAUUAAAAUGUUGUGUUUUAAGAGUUAUCAACUUAGCAAAGUACGUCAGGCUAGUGCUCGGAACUUAAUGCGGAGCAUCACGAAUAGUGAUCAGUGCAGGAAAUAUAACGAGUCCGUAGUUAAGGAAAUACUGGAGCUUCUCCUCUAUGAUGUUCCUCCACUGGUCCAUACUCCACCCCUCUUAGGGUCAUCCAGAUAUACCUGAACCUAAACCUAUGAGCAAACCUGAAGAGAAAGUUUAUUGACAGCCCUCGCCAAGGCCUCAUUAAACUGCGGGCUGUUUUCUUUUUUGGUGUUCGCUACUUCACCCAGUUGCGACGAGAGGGAGCGAGGGUAUAAAAGGGUAAUAACUAUGCGGUUAAGUAUGUAAUGGGAGGAUGGUGGCAACUCUGUAAAUAAAAAAAAUAUAUAUUUCGAUGACGCGGCCUUAAUUGACAAUCGGUUGUCAGCGGCAUUUUUAUUUGUAAUUUGUAAAUUGUUAACAAUUUAUUUUUAAUGUACCUUUGUUUUUGUUUGCUGAUGUUAGCUUUAUGCUUUUAUGUAUGGAUGCUCAUAUGUGUGCGUAUUUCCGUGUGUUUUCUACUUGUCUCCUUGUGUCUUUUGUUUUAUCA